Molecule: messenger RNA, 3244 nt
Organism: Ictalurus punctatus (channel catfish)
Lineage: Eukaryota; Metazoa; Chordata; Actinopteri; Siluriformes; Ictaluridae
Gene: pxmp4
Product: peroxisomal membrane protein 4
Exons: 4
Coding region: 53-685 (210 amino acids)
Cellular component (GO): peroxisomal membrane
Source: RefSeq, a predicted model, not a curated record
CGCUGUGCUCGCGUGACAUUGUCACAGCGUUAAGAAUCCCCAAUACUCCGAUAUGGCAGGGUCCGAGGUCUUGAAAACUCUGCUCUAUACAAUCAAUACAUUACUCCAGCAGGAAAAAUACAAAGCUGCUCUUGCUGUGCUUAAAGGAUUCAGGAAUGGCGCCGUGUACGGUGCUAAGAUCCGGGCUCCACACGCACUGGUGAUGACCUUUCUUUUUCGAAGUGGCAGCCUUCAAUCCAAGCUGAAAGCUAUAGCCCAGGCCACAUAUACACACUCAAGGAACCUAGCCUACUUUGUAUUUUCAUAUAAAGGACUAUUGGCACUUCAGAAGUACAUUCAGGGAAAGAGUCUUCAGUCUCACUCAUUCUUGGCUGCUUGUCUUGGAGGUUGGCUGGUAUUUGGGGACAAUAACCACAUCAACAGCCAGAUAAAUAUGUACUUGCUAUCUAGAAUUCUGUUUGCCUUGUGUCAACUGGCUGUGGAAAAGGGCUACAUCCCCAAGCCCAAAAGUGACCCCUUCCCACUGUUUGCCAUGCUGGUGUGGGGCAUAGUUCUCUGGCUAUUUGAGUACCAUCCUCACACCCUGCAGCCCUCACUUCAGUCCUCUAUGAACUACCUCUACCACGACAGCAAUACAUGGCACGACCUCUCUGAUUUUCUCAUAUACAACAAACCACGGAUUUAAGCUUGUUGAGCAUUCUUCUCUAUUAAACCACAACUAGUGAUGAUGGUGAGAUAAUAGUUUGAGUCGAUCAUCAGUGACUGUUCUAGGUUAUGACUUUUUAUUAUUAUUAUUUUUUGGUAAACGAUGGCCAUAAAAUCUGCACUUUUACAUAAUUUACUACAUAAUGUAGUCCUAAUUUUAAGUGAACAUAUGAUAACCUCUGAUUUUGUACUUUUUGCACAUUUGUAAUUUGGUGUUCAAAAAGAGAACUUUAUUUCAUAAUUGGUAAAAUGAAUAACAAACACAAUUUGAACUCUUAAUUGUUUGUUAAAUUAGUUAUUAACUGAAUGUGUUAUAAAUAAAUGUAUUGCUUUUUGAUUUAGGGGAAUGUGGAAAGUCCUAUUUGAACUUUAUAUCUUUUGCAGCAGUGGCUGCAAGCAAACAGUUUCUAAACUUAUCGGUCAGUCCAUGACACUGUCCAAUCGCUCAUGCAUAAUUAUUUUUAAUUUCUGACCAUUACGGGUAUCAAAGUAUUAACAGAUUUCAGUUCUUGCUGUAACAGCUCAGCACUGUGGACCAACUUAAUCGUUUAUGCUGACACAUGCUCUGAUAUUUUCCAUUUUUUCUUUUGGGAGUUUUGUGAGAUUAUAGUGAGAUAUAGUAUCUAUUUCAUGGAUAUUCAGCUAAAAUGUUUGAAGGUCCGGCAGAUUCUUUGCUUAAAAAAGGUACCGACCCUUGUCAAAAAAUCCUAAAGGAUUUCAAAAGAAACUUUUAUACAGGACUAUAAUUAGAAUUCUAAUUACAGUCAUAUUUUGGAAGCAUUCCUAAAAGAUUCCUAUAGUAAUUGUCUUAUAGGACAAGACAUACAGUGAGGGGAGACAAGUAUUGACAUUUUUUUCAGUAUAUUUCUAAUGAGGCUAUUCACAUGAAAUUUUCAUCAGACAUCAGUAUUAACUCAAGAAAUCCAGAAAUAUAAAGAAUUCACAUCAUUAAAGUCCAUAAAUGAAGUUAUGUGUAAUAAAGUAGAAUGACACAGGAAAAAAGUAUCGAACACGCUAAGAAAAAGCAGUUUUCCAAGGCAAGGUAAGUAAUUAUACCUCAUAUCUGUGCACAUUAAUAUCAGCUGGGUUAGUAAAUUGAUGGUCUAUAAAAAAAGGCUUUUUGUUACGAAGGUGUCACACAAGAAACAUCUCAUGAUGGGUAAAAGCAAAAAGCUCAUCAAAACCUUCGCGACCUUAUUGUUGCAAAACAUAUUGAUGGAAUCGGAUACAGACGUAUUUCAAAACUUCUCAAUAUUCCAGUAAGCUCCAUUGGGCCCAUUAUCCGCAAAUGGAAUCAACAUCACUCUGUCAUCAACCAGCCACGCACCGGAGCUCCUCGCAAGAGUUCUGACCAGGGAGUCAGAAGAAUAGUCAGAAGAGUAGCCCAAGAGUGAAGGACCACUCGGAAAGAGCUCCAGAAACACUUGGCGGCAGCAGGUGCCAUCGUCACAGAGAAAAUAAUGGGCAAUACACUCCACUGCUCACACUCACCCCGCAGGACUACUAAUGAAGAAAAGGCAUGUCGAAGCUCGUUUAAAGUUUGCUACAACUCAUUUGGACAAAUCUAUGAAAUACUGGGAGACUGUAGUCUGGUCGGAUGAGAGCAAAAUUGAACUUUUUGGCUGUCAUACUACACACCAUGUUUGGAGAAGAAAUGGCACUGCACAUCACCCUUAAAGCACUAUACCAACAGUGAAGUGUGGGGGUGGAAACAUCAUGGUGUGGGGCUGUUUUUCCAUCACAUGGUACUGGCAGACUUCAUAUAAUUGAAGGAACGAUGAAUGGAGUCCUUUACCGGGAGAUUCUAGAUAAGAAUCUGCUGCCAUCCACCAGGAUGAUGAAGAUGAGACGUGGGUGGACAUUCCAGCAGGACAACGAUCCAAAGCAUACAGCAAAGGACAUUCUCAAUUGGUUUCAGAGAAAAAAAAUCAAGGCGUUAGAAUGGCCCAGUCAGUCACCUGACUUGAAUCCAAUUGAACAAGUUUUAAAGAAAAUAUGUUUAGAAGAAUGGGUCAAAAUGGGCUACUACAAACAAAUGCUUCUCACUAAGUAUUUAAAAAAAAUUCGGUUAGCAUGUCCAAUACUUUUUUCCUGUGUCAUUCCUCUUUAUUACACACAACUUUAUGGACACUUUUUAAAAAUAUAUAUAUAGAGAGAGAAAAUACUCUGUUAUUAAAUAAGAUCUUUUAGGAUUUUUAAACUCCCAAAGCACACUCUGUAAUCUACUAUAAUUUUCCAAUAAAAAGGCAUUUUUUCUAAUAAAAUACAAGUAGAUUUCCAAUAAUAUUCUAAAAAUCAAAUAAGAUCCUACAGGAUAAGCUGAAAUUCCAAUAGGAAUUUUGACAAGGGGAUAUGCAGAUUACACAAAUGAUAACAUUUAAUGCUUAACCAUUAAUGAUUAGUUCAUUACUAAUGGUUGUUUUGUUUUGUUUUGUAGUAAUGUUUCACAUGACCACAUUUCAGUAGUACUAAAGACUCUGAGGAAAUGAGGCAUUAUUUUGAUCUUGACGCAGAGAAUAAACACACAAUUCUCUGUCCA